This is a messenger RNA of Carassius carassius (crucian carp), 1108 nucleotides long. Its product is annotated as T-cell-specific surface glycoprotein CD28-like. Gene Ontology annotation, cellular component: external side of plasma membrane. The transcript is spliced from 4 exons. Bases 186 to 839 code for a protein of 217 amino acids. The record is from RefSeq and is a predicted model, not a curated record. Gene Ontology annotation, biological process: regulation of T cell proliferation; T cell receptor signaling pathway. Lineage: Eukaryota; Metazoa; Chordata; Actinopteri; Cypriniformes; Cyprinidae.
AGCAUCAACCACAAAGGGUGCAAGGAGAGAAUGGAAACUUCCUGUUUGGCUCAUGAUGUGUUCUGUUACGCUGAAGGCUAAAUUUGCAGUACAAGCACACCAUACUUGCAAAACAGUGCCAAAACGAAAGGCAGCCCGCCGUUUUUAACAGCAUUUCUAUUGUGUGAAGACUUAGAAUUCAACAGAUGGAGAUUUUUAUGACAUGUGUGACCUUCUUAAGUCUCUGUCUCUUCCAUAGCAGCCUGUCUGAAACACAGAGCAUGUGCAAAGGUAAUUUACCACCAGUAAAACACGUGGCAUUGAACAGCAGUGUUUCCAUACCCUGCCCUGUACUUAGCGCACCAGAAAUGGUCUUCAAAUUAUUCAAAGGCUCAAAAGAGAUCUUAUAUAUCAGCAUUAAUAAUACAUUCAUCAGCAAAAACAGCAACAGCCUGAAGAGAGGUGACCCUGCAAUUUUCAAAAUCAAUGAUACGAAUAACAGUACCAGUUUUAUCCUGAACAGUGUAACGGUGAAUGCUACAGACAUUUACACUUGUGAGGCCGAGAAAAUCUUCCCUCCACCAUUUCAGAAAGUGGAGCACAAACCACAAACUAUUGUGUUUGUUGAAGGGAGACCAGUUAAACCGUGUGCCGUCUGUCAACACACUGAUCACCUGGUUUUUUGGGUUGUGCUAGGAUUAUUGGCCACAUAUGGGCUAUUAAUGACUUGCACCGUUUUCAUGCUGCGGAGCAAGUUGAGUCAAAUUAAAACUCCCUUCAAGGACAGAGAAUGCAGACGGAAGUGGCAAGGGGUUCAACAUCCAACCUGGCAGGGCUUUCACAUAAAAACUGUAGUAUGAGAUAACAUUUAACAGGCCCUACCAAGAACAACCACUAAAACAUCACAUCAGACAAUGAUGUUUUAAAAAAGGGCACACUGCAUCCUGAGAAAAAUCUAACUACAUUUAUUUUCUUUUUUUUUCACAGUUUCUUGUAUUAUAUUUUCAUUUAACCCACUAUUUAAUGUAGCCAAAAUGUUGUUAGUGUUGCUAACAUGUGUGUGUAUGUUCUCUCUAUGUCCUUUUUUAUUGUUAAUUGUAUUUGGAAAUAAACAAAACAACAAACCUUU